AUGCCAAACUCCGAAUCCGCCAGCGAGCGGAGUACAGCCAGCAGCAGCAGACCGUCUGCGGACCCAUUGCUGCCCGUGCUGCCCAUUCUGGACCCCAAUGUGCCCCUGGACAGGCAGCAAUGUGUCCUGAAGGCAACCAAAGAGGCCAGGGCCUUUCACAGGCCCAAAGGCUUCCAAGCCAGCGCCGGUCCCAAGGACCUUCAGACGGCUUGUGAUGAAGUCUCCUGCCACCUGGAGAAAAAUGUGGACAGGGCCAUUUAUGGACAGGGUCGCUUUAAGUCCUUCACCUUUCAGGAGAUGUGGCAGUGGUACAGCCUGCACAAGUGCCUUAAUGCCGACCCUCAAGCUGGCAGUGCCCAAGAGAGGAAGAUGGCAGAGGAGGCUUUCUCUUCUGUUCGCCAGUGGCUUGGAAUGAAGGAGGAGGACAUCAGCUCCAAGGCACUGAAGCGCUUCAGGAGAUUUAUUCUUGACAAAGAGAAACUGCUGACACUGACAGACCCCGUUCCACCAUCGCAGGAACCUCCAUCUGGUCCUCGUAAGAGGACGUCAAAGUCUGCGGCACUGCCACAGCAACAGCCAAUAGAAGCCAUUGUCACACAGCCUGAGGUGUCAUUUGAGGGCUGGCACAAACAGUGGGAGUCCGGCCCUCAUGGUCUCCCCAGUGCUGACGUGAAGUGGCUGAGGGAGGACGCUGACAGGGGGCUCUUUAAGAACCUCACCAUCGCUCGCAGGAAAAUUCUGAAGGAUGAUCGCAUGUGGUUCCAUCCACCAGAAAUUCCUGGAGUGGUGGUGGGGGGAGGAGUGCCCUCUGCAGACGCUUUUUUUAGAAGCCGUGUCUUCUUUUGGAGGCCUGUGGGAGUGUGGGGCUACAGCCUUCGCUGUCCCAGGUCAGGAUGCCCCGGGGGAAAAGCAGCCUUUCUGUACCGCUGUGGGUAUGGAAACACAGUGAGGCAUAUCUGUGACAUGACUGGCUGGUACAGCAUGCUCACAGAGCUCCUGGCCUGCAACGCGUGCAGGAAGGCUGCAAAGGGCUCUCAGGAGCAUUCGAUUGGUCGCUUCCUGGCGUGGGAUGCUGCUAUUUUGAAGCAGCUGACUCCAGCCCACCAAGCUGUGUUCCCUGCGAUCCUAACACCAAGACGCGGUGUGGACAAGCAAGUUGUCCGCCUAAUGAGGGAUCGGACUGAGGGCAACACCAUGGUUAAGGUGUGGAGGCAGGUCCAGGAGGGUCACUGUGAGGAGUACCUGCAGAGAAAGGACCUCUACACCACCCUUCUCUGUCAGCUCAGCAGACCUGGAAGCAUCAUGAGUGCUCUGGGCCAUCAAUACCAGAAGCCACCGACGCGCAGGGAGCUGCCGUCGCCGAGGCUUCUGAGAAAAGCCUAUCUUAUCUAUGAGGCAGAGCACAUUGAGUUACUUGACUACCGGACACAAAUCAUGUCCACGUUCGGGAAAGUCCUCAAGUAUGACUCCACCAGGAAGCGUCCGCAGAGCGUCACCAGCACCAGCCUACCUCCCGCUGCAGAGCUCCCGGAUGAGAGGCCGCACACCAGCCGACCUCAAGUUCAGUACGAGGUCACUCCAUCUCUGGCUGGCACGCGGAAACGCAAAGUGCCGCAGGACAACCUAACGUCUGCACCCCAACCUCAGCAAUCAACCACGGCAGCAGGCCUCCAGCCCCAGCCCGUGUUCGUGUUCCUGCCACUCCGUAGACCAGCUCUUCCCCCCCAGCUGCUGCCGCCGCCUGUUUUCCUGCCGCCUCCCGCACUGCCACAAGCCAGAUCUACUCUGUACAAGAGGAAAAAAACAGAGCUGGGCGCUACACGGCCCCAGAGCAAAGUACAAACGCACACAUGCGCACUUUGUGGCCAGUCCACUCAAGGACACAUAAAAUACAGGAAGAAAACAUACUGUCAGAAAUCGAAAUUAUCCACAUCCAAAGGCCUCACUGGAAGGCCUUUUGAAAACAUCACAGACUUCCGUAUGGCAGUGGACGAGCUUCUGGCCUCUCAGUCCCAGGACCCUUAGAGCUGUCAUUGCUGUUUUAGAUUUAGAUUUUAAGCUAAUAUUACAAUUAUUUAUGUUUUUUUACACCUGUGUUUAUUAACCUGUGACAACCUAUUUUAUUAUUGAAAAUGUGAGUUAUUAAAAAAACAAAAAUUG
This is a messenger RNA of Gadus morhua (Atlantic cod), 2160 nucleotides long. RefSeq lists its product as uncharacterized. The coding region runs from base 1 to 2025 and encodes 674 amino acids. The record is from RefSeq and is a predicted model, not a curated record. The transcript is spliced from 9 exons. Lineage: Eukaryota; Metazoa; Chordata; Actinopteri; Gadiformes; Gadidae.